UAUUGGACAUCAGACGUCAGACAUUGGACAUCAGACGUCGCACAUCGGACAUCAGACUUCGGAUAUCAGACACUGGACAUCGGACGUCGGAUAUCAGACAUCAGAUAUCUGAUAUCAUUCAUAAGAAGUCGGACAUCAGACAUCGGACAUGGAAUAUCGGACACCGGACUUCGAACAUCAGACGUCGAACAUCAGACAUUGGUCAUCAGACGUUUGACAUCGGACAUCAGACGUCAGACAACAGACGUCGUACAUGGAAUAUCGGACAUCAGACUUCAGACAUCAGACGUCGGACAUCAGACAUAAGAUAUCGGUAAUCAGACGUCGGACAUCAGACAUCAGGCAUCAGGUAUCAUCAUCAGACGUCAAACAUUGGACAUCAGACGUCAAACAUCGGACAUCGGAAUCAGACAUCAGACAUCCGACAUCUGACAUGACAUCGUACGUCUGA
Porites evermanni is the source of this 451-nucleotide messenger RNA. Lineage: Eukaryota; Metazoa; Cnidaria; Anthozoa; Scleractinia; Poritidae. The record is from the annotation of a GenBank genome assembly.